ACUCCCGAGCGCAGGCGGGCGGCCGGGCAGGCGUCGCAGCGCGGGCCGGCGGGAAGCGUACUCUGGGCACGGGGCGCCGGGCAGGCCCGGCUGCGCCAGGCGGCAGUAGUGGGAGGCCGCCUAAAGCCUCGCGCGGCGCCGCCCGUCGAAGGGCGGGCGGCGGCGGACCGACCCGGCCGUCGAAGGGCGCAGGAGGCCGGAGGGGCCGUGCUGGGCGGCGCGGCGCAGCGCAGCCAUGCCUGGCUUUACGUGCUGCGUACCGGGCUGCUACAAUAACUCGCACCGGGACAAGGCGCUGCACUUCUACACGUUUCCUAAGGACGCUGAGCUACGGCGCCUGUGGCUGAAGAACGUGUCCCGUGCCGGCGUCAGUGGGUGCUUCUCCACCUUCCAGCCCACCACGGGCCACCGUCUCUGCAGCGUUCACUUCCAGGGCGGCCGCAAGACCUACACGGUGCGUGUCCCCACCAUCUUCCCGCUGCGCGGCGUCAAUGAGCGCAAAGUAGCGCGCAGACCCGCGGGAGCCGCGGCGGCUCGCCGCAGGCAGCAGCAACAGCAGCAGCAGCAGCAGCAACAACAGCAGCAACAACAGCAGCAGCAACAGCAGCAGCAGCAGCAGCAGCAAGCGUCGCCGUCCGCCUCCACUGCCCAGACCUCCCAGCUGCAGCCCAACCUGGUGUCUGCCUCCGCGGCCGUGCUCCUCACCCUUCAGGCCGCCGUAGACAGCAACCAGGCUCCGGGAUCCGUGCCGCCGGCGCCCACCACCCCCACCGGAGAAGACGUGAAGCCCAUCGACCUUACUGUGCAAGUGGAGUUCGCAGCCGCAGAGGGUGCGGCCGCAGCAGCUGCUGCGUCGGAGCUAGAGGCCGCCACAGCAGGGCUGGAGGCCGCCGAGUGCCCCAUGGGCCCCCAGUUGGUGGUGGUCGGGGAAGAGGGCUUCCCUGACACUGGCUCCGACCACUCUUACUCGCUGUCGUCAGGCACCACGGAGGAGGAGCUGCUGCGCAAGCUGAACGAGCAGCGGGAUAUCCUGGCGCUGAUGGAAGUGAAGAUGAAAGAGAUGAAGGGCAGCAUCCGUCACCUGCGUCUCACCGAGGCCAAGUUGCGCGAAGAACUGCGCGAGAAGGAUCGUCUCCUGGCCAUGGCUGUGAUCCGCAAGAAGCACGGAAUGUGAACGGGUCCCCCUGCGGCCUGCGGGAGUCCUCGGGCCGCCGUGGAACUCCCCUGGACUCCCGGGGCACUGGUGACAGUACUGAGGAUUAGGGCAGCUGGACUCUUGCUGGUGAUCUGGCGAUCUCACUUGUUUCCUCCAUACACAGCAGUCUGGGGCCUCCGACUCUGCACUGGUGACACCAGCAUUUGUGACUUGGUUUACUCUCUUUCCCCAGUUUAUGUUGCAGAUUCUGGUCAAGCAGAGGCUUCAGAACCAGUGAACUUGAAACUUAACCCCUGAGGGUUGCAGGUGGGAUGCCCAGGGACUGUGGGUUUGGGAAAACCACUCCUUAAGGUUGGCCGGCAGUCGGAAGCGAUUCUUCUGUGUGUAGUGGUGAUAGUUCCAAGUAACAUCAGUUCUCCUUUUCAUGCUUUUGCUUCCCAGGUGCAGCUCUGUGAUUCUGAUGGGGACUGGUAGAUCUGUGCCUCUUCCUCCUGGGACCUCCCUCCCCAGGGGGACUGGGUGACCUGCUGAUGGAGAUCCAGCUUGCCAGGGACUUAGGUUUAUCCUGUUCUGUUUGCUACUGGUUACAAAUUCUAUUUUCUGUACAAUUAGUCAGACUAAAGUUUUCACUGUGUUUGUUUGGCAGGACAAAUUAAACAAAAAGUAAGGUUUGUA
Molecule: messenger RNA, 1831 nt
Organism: Lepus europaeus (European hare)
Lineage: Eukaryota; Metazoa; Chordata; Mammalia; Lagomorpha; Leporidae
Gene: THAP11
Product: THAP domain containing 11
Exons: 1
Coding region: 236-1174 (312 amino acids)
Biological process (GO): regulation of transcription by RNA polymerase II
Cellular component (GO): nucleoplasm
Molecular function (GO): RNA polymerase II cis-regulatory region sequence-specific DNA binding
Source: RefSeq, a predicted model, not a curated record